Molecule: messenger RNA, 2784 nt
Organism: Prosopis cineraria
Lineage: Eukaryota; Viridiplantae; Streptophyta; Magnoliopsida; Fabales; Fabaceae
Exons: 13
Coding region: 435-2318 (627 amino acids)
Source: RefSeq, a predicted model, not a curated record
UGUCGGCGGCUUAUUCGUAUUGGAAACAUUUUUACUUUCUUUUGUGGAUGGGGUCGGGAGCUACAGUUGCACUACUUUUUCUCACCCUUUUUUUUUAUCUUUAAUUACUGGGUACUUUAAUUAAUGACAGCGGACUUGUGGGGGAAAAAAAAUCUCAUUGCUUUUCCUUAACUCUAAAUUUCAUGAAGAGUUAACUUUCUCUUUAACUUCUCCUUCCCUCUGCCCGUUCUCUGUUUUUUUUUUUUUGGAGGUUUUCCUGACGGAAAUUAUUUGAAGCGAAAGUUUGACAAGGCGCACUAUUUUCUUGAUAAUAUGUGUGUGUUUGUAUUGAAAAUGACAGGUAGCUGUGCAUUCAUGAGCUUGUCAUUACUACUUGGUCACAGGGUUUCUGGAGAGGCUAUGCGUUAUUAAAUGACAAAUACGGUGAUCGCAGGAUGUGUGAUUCAUUGGUUAUGCCAUCUGCACUGAGACGAAACUAUUCUUCAUCUGAAUAUUCACGCCCGGGCACAAGUUAUUGUGAUUCAGAACUUCAGGUUGAUGUUCUGAGUGAGCUUCGUUGUGGCGACUUAUCCAUAAAGGUGAGAAAUGUUAGGGAAGAGACAGCAAGAAAUAUGCCACGUGAACAAGGAAACAGUGAUGCUCUCAGCAGAUUUCAACUUGAACAGGAUGUGCAACAGUUAGAAAACCAGCUGCUAGAAGAGUUGGAACUUCAUGCAUAUCUUGACAAUGUGAUUGAUGAGAGAAAUGUCAUCAAAUUAUCUGGUCCUGCAAAUCUCCCACAUCAUGUUCAAGAGCUCCUUUCAAAUAUUGCCCAACUUGAAAGUACAAUCUCGAAACUUGAAAAUGAGAUAGUAUCUUUACAUUUCCAACUUAGUCAAGAAAGAAAUGAGCGGAGACUUGUGGAGUAUCGUUUGAGACGUUUAUCUUCUCAAUCAACAUCUCUUUGUUCGUCUGAAAUUUCAAGCACCCUGAUGUCAUCUUCUUCGAGGUCUUCAAAGCAAUUUGAUUGUGAAGGACUUCAGCUUGCUGAAAGUUGCUCUGACCAAUUGCGAAAAGCUCAGUCAUCUAAACAUUCUUGCGAAGGCGAAGAGCCAAUGAUGGAGAAUGCAGGGCGCUCAGUUUUGUUUUGCUAUGAAAAAAAAGAGUCUACAAAGAUAGAGGGCAAAUCUUGUCAGCCUGUAGAUUUCAGGAAACUUCCGAAAGGGAUGCCACCAAAAGAACUUUGGAAUCAGCCCAAUUUAUUAUCAGAAGAAAUGGUCAGGUGUAUGAAAAACAUAUAUAUCUCUCUUGCAGAUUUUGAUAUAUCUAUGAAGUCAUUUAUAGGAGAGAGUCAGCACUCAACUCAGUCACCAUGUGAACAUCUUCCUAAUUCAUUAUGGUGGUCAUCAUCUGAGCACUCAACAACCUCGUCAUGGGUGCAGAGCCCACUAGUUGAUGUAAAGGAUUGUGAUGUAUUGGCUUCUGGGAAUGCUUGUGAUCCCUUUCAUGUUCGAGGUAAAUUGAGUUGGGCUGAUAUUGGAAGUUAUGGAUCGGCAACUGAAGUAUCUUGGAUGUCAGUGGGGAAAAAGCAAUUAGAGUAUGCUGCUGGGGCACUACGGAGGUUUAGAUUGCUCGUUGAACAAUUGGCUAAAGCAAAUCCCACCAAUUUGACUUCCAGUGAGAAACUUGCUUUUUGGAUCAAUUUGUACAACACAUUGGUCAUGCACGCUUAUUUGGCUUAUGGAGUCCCAAGAAGUGACUUAAAGCUCUUCUCUUUAUUGCAAAAGGCUGCAUAUACUAUUGGGGGUCAUUCUUUCAGCGCAGCUGCAAUUGAGUAUGUGAUUCUGAAGAUGAAACCGCCACAUCAUAGGCCUCAGAUAGCAUUGCUUCUUGCUGUUCAAAAGUUUAAGGUGUCAGAAGAGCAGAGGAAAUUUGCAAUUGAUAACCAUGAGCCUCUAGUAGCUUUUGCUCUCAGCUGUGGCAUGUAUUCUUCACCUGCGGUAAAGAUUUAUACAGCUAAAAAAGUGAGGGAAGAGCUUGAAGAUGCACAGCGGGAUUACAUUCGUGCGGCAGUGGGAGUGAGCAACAAGGGGAGAUUGCUGGUGCCCAAAAUGCUUCACUGCUUUGCCAAAAGUUUUGUGGAUGAUGCAGGUUUGGCUGUGUGGAUAUCCCAUUAUCUUCCUCCUUCUCAAGCUGCCUUUGUAGAGCAAUGCGUAUCCCAGAGGCGCCAGAGCUUUCUUGGUUCUCGCAAUUGUGCUAUACUCUCCUUCGAUUCCCGUUUCCGCUAUUUGUUCCUUCCUGAUACAAUCCCCUCUCCUCCCUUCCUCCUUGAAAGCUGAAUUGCAAACUAAGCCACAUCAGAUCAGCCAAGGACGUUUCAUUUAGAGAGGACAAGCUGGAGACCUUGUUUUUGCUCUCAUCGAAAUGCAGAAUCAUUAUCUUUGAGGUUAGAAUUUGGGUUAUGUACAAAGAAAAGAGAAGGAGAAAGAAAAAAGGGGACUUAUUUCUUUGGGCAAGAUCCGAGUGGAUCUGUUUUGUUGAUCUUUGGCCAAUAAGAUCCUACUGGAUCUGAUCUGAAAUAUUAGAAUGCAGUACCUUGUGCAUCUUUUUCUUUACUCAUUGUCAUCCCAUCCGGUGUAGUGUGUAUCAUUAAGUAGUUCAUGCCUUGGGUCCCAUUCGGUGUACCAUUAAAUUAGUUCUGAAUAUUUUUCUUCUUUUUAUCAUUAAAUUAGCUAUGUCUUGAGCCCCAAACAUAUGCAUAUGCAUAUGCGACUGAUCUAUUUCAUAUAUUUUUUUAAGCUCGCA